GGGCUCCUGUGCCUGUCGUCCUCAUAUCGUCCGCCACGUACUGCCCCCGAGAUUCCAUUUCCAGAGAAGUCCCAUUCCUCCUGCUCUCUCUCCUCCAGGGAAUCUCCAAUUCUGCAGAAUCUCCUCCAUAAUUUUUGUUUAUUUGAUCAAAAAUACAAUGCUCGCCUCGCGUUUGAUCGCUACGGCGUGUGAUCUGCACAAGUAGCACUGUUUUUUGUAUUUUCAAAUUCUAUUGUUUUUUGCUUUUUGUAGCUUUUCAAUUCAGGGUAGUGUUAAGGGAGAAGAGGGUUUCCGUGCUUCGGCGACGGAUCGUGAUCUCUCCUUAGCAAGGGUGAAUAUAUCAUCCAAACAGUGACAAAAAAAUGCGCAAGCUUCCUGUAGUUCAUUUGGGGCUGGAUGGAUGGUAUUGUAUGGAUAAGCUAGUUUUCUUUUAUACUCUCAGCCAAAUGUGCGACACAAGAAUGUGAACAAUGGAUGAGUUAAGGGAACCUGAUGUAUUUCCUCCUAGUUGGAUAAAUAUAAAUCCAGCUGAAAUGACAGAGUCUUAUCUGUUCAUUAUGUCUUGCUUCAUCGCUGGGUUGAUAGGAGUCUUCACUAUUUUAUAUACAGCUUUCCAGUGGAGAAGAAACAUUAAUUUAAGUUGGAUGAGAGCCAUAGCUAGGUCAAAAAAAAACCCAAAAGCAAGGAGCAAGGCUGCACUGGCGCCUCACACUUGGAAUUUGGAAUCAGUAACUCGGGGGAAAAAUUUAAACUGCUGUGUAUGCUUAAAAUCUGUUUCACCUUCACAGUCUCUCAGUUCGAUGACAGCUUCAGACAGUUUCAUCCACCGGUGCACCAUAUGUGGAGCUGCGGCUCAUUUGAGCUGCUCAUCUAAUGCUACCAAAGACUGCAAGUGCGUGUCAAUGUUUGGGUAUGAGCAGGUGAUGCAUCAAUGGGCAGUUCGUUGGACUGAGGUAACAGAUCAACUGGAUGAAUCUUCAUUCUGCAGUCACUGUGAGGAGCCAUGUAGCAGUUCCUUUCUUGGGGGAUCUCCAAUAUGGUGUUGUUUAUGGUGUCAGCGCUUGGUGCAUGUCGACUGCCACAGUAGCAUGUUUUAUGAAACAGGUGAUGUUUGUGAUUUGGGCCCUUUUAAAAGGCUCAUCUUAUCACCUCUAUAUGUAAAGCAGUUGAAUAGGACUUCUUCUGGUGGAUUUCUGAGUUCUAUAACCCAUGGAGCCAAUGAAAUUGCAUCUUCUGUGCGUGCAAGCAUAAGAAAUCAAAGUAAAAAAUACAAACAUGGACAUGAGACCUCUGCAGAUGCCACCAAUAAUAGUAACACGAGUGACACAUCCGUAGAGAGUACAGCAGAGGUUGGUCCUACUGUCAACGGUUCUCUUAGGCCAGAGGAAACUUACAGUGGCAGUCCAAAUGCAGGUGAGGUGGAUCAACAACAAGGAGAAGCCAAAAAGACGGAAAAGUCGCCAAGCUUGAAAAGAAGCUCAUCGAAUAAUCAAAAGGAUGAGUCCCAGCUAUUGGGCAUGAAACAGAAAUAUGAAUUGAUAGAUCUGCCUCCAGAAGCAAGACCGCUGUUAGUGUUCAUCAACAAAAAAAGUGGAGCUCAACGAGGAAAUUCAUUGAAGCGAAGACUGAACAUUCUUCUCAAUCCUGUACAGGUUUUUGAGCUGAGCUCAACUCAAGGGCCGGAAGUUGGACUUUACCUAUUUAGAAGGGUGCCCCAUUUUCGUGUUCUUGUUUGUGGAGGAGAUGGUACUGUUGGCUGGGUUUUGAAUGCAAUAGAGAAGCAAAAUUUUGUUUCUCCUCCACCAGUGGCCAUUCUUCCUGCUGGAACUGGAAAUGAUUUGGCCCGGGUUCUUAACUGGGGGGCUGGGUUAGGGUCAGUUGAGAGACAAGGUGGCCUCUGCACUCUUUUGGAUCACAUAGAACAUGCAGCAGUUACUAUUCUUGACCGGUGGAAAGUAUCAAUCUUGAAUCAACAGGGAAAACCACUACGCUCUCCAGAAUUUAUGAACAACUAUCUUGGCGUUGGAUGUGAUGCAAAGGUGGCACUAGAAAUUCAUAAUUUAAGGGAAGAGAACCCAGAGAAGUUUUACAACCAGUUCAUGAACAAAGUUCUUUAUGCAAGAGAAGGUGCCAAAAGCAUCAUGGAUAGGACAUUUGCCGACUUCCCUUGGCAAGUUAGGGUUGAGGUUGAUGGCAUUGAGAUCGAGGUUCCUGAGGACGCAGAGGGCGUCCUUGUAGCCAAUAUUGGAAGUUACAUGGGUGGCGUCGACUUGUGGCAGAAUGAAGACGAGAGCUAUGACAACUUUGAUCCGCAGUCUAUGCACGACAAAGUGCUCGAGGUAGUGAGUAUUUCAGGCACUUGGCACCUUGGAAAGCUGCAGGUUGGAUUGUCCCGGGCUCGCCGGCUAGCACAGGGCCAGUCGAUUAAAAUCCAUCUUUUUGCUGGUUUUCCAGUUCAAAUCGAUGGAGAACCAUGGUUCCAACAGCCUUGCCAAUUACUCAUUACACAUCAUGGACAGGCUUUUAUGUUGAAGAGAGCUGCAGAGGAACCUCUCGGUCACGCAGCCGCAAUAAUAACCGACGUUCUAGAGAACGCUGAAACAAGCCAUGUGAUCAAUGCAUCACAAAAAAGGGCAUUGCUCCAAGAAAUGGCGUUGAGGCUGUCUUAGCUCAACGCCAAAAUCGAUGUAUAGUGACAGUUUGGUUUUUCUUCACCGCCAUCCUAUUUCCCAGUGUGCUCCCGUUUGUGUGUUAUACGUUCAUGAAAAAAAAAAAAAGAAUGCUUGUGUGCGAGGCAAUUUUGUCGGUGGCAUUAUCAUCCAUACGUACAUAGCAUA
Messenger RNA from Andrographis paniculata, 2837 nucleotides. Its product is annotated as diacylglycerol kinase 1. The record is from RefSeq and is a predicted model, not a curated record. NCBI's taxonomy places the organism in Eukaryota, Viridiplantae, Streptophyta, Magnoliopsida, Lamiales, Acanthaceae. The transcript has 8 exons. Gene Ontology annotation, molecular function: ATP-dependent diacylglycerol kinase activity. The coding region runs from base 471 to 2669 and encodes 732 amino acids.